Molecule: messenger RNA, 1426 nt
Organism: Symphalangus syndactylus (siamang)
Lineage: Eukaryota; Metazoa; Chordata; Mammalia; Primates; Hylobatidae
Gene: SH2D6
Product: SH2 domain containing 6
Biological process (GO): intracellular signal transduction; cell surface receptor protein tyrosine kinase signaling pathway
Cellular component (GO): cytoplasm
Source: RefSeq, a predicted model, not a curated record
AUGGGGCAUUAUACCUUCAAAAUGACUCGGCCACAGGGCGGCUGCACUGACCCCUCUACUCCCCACCCUGGCUUUUUCCAGGACAAGCUCAGUGGGAGCAAGCCCCGGCUGGGGCCACCGCUCCCACCCCCCAGAUGUGUGGACUCCCCAGGUUGGAGAGAAGAUGCUCCCAGCCCUUCCCUUCUGCCUGCCCCAGGGACUUGGAGACACAAGGCCCAGGAGGAGGACGAGGAGGAAAAUAAGUAUGAGCUGCCCCCCUGUGAGGCUCUGCCCCUCAGUCUAGCCCCUGCCCAUCUUCCUGGCACUGAGGAGGACUCCUUGUACCUGGAUCACUCUGGCCCCCCGGGUCCAUCAAAGCCAUCACCACCCCUGCCUCAGCCCACCAUGCUGAAGGGAGCAGUGAGCCUGCCGGUGGCCGGGAAGCAGGGACCUAUCUUCGGGAGGCGAGAGCAGGGUGCAUCGUCCAGAGUGGUGCCAGGCCCUCCAGAGAAACCUGAUGAGAACCUCUACUUGGAAUGUGAGCCCGAUCCAGUCCUGGCUUUGACUCAGACUCUCAGCUUCCAAGUCCUUAUGCCCUCAGGCUCUCUGCCCAGGACAUCAAUGGUGCCCAGGCUUACCACAGCGCCCCAGGAAACUCGGAAUGGAGCAGCAGAUGCCACCUCUAAAGCAGGAAGGAAAUCGUCUCUUCCCUCUGUAGCCCCCACUGGGAGCGCCUCAGCUGCUGAGGACGGUGAUCUGCUGGCUCAGCCUUGGUACUCGGGGAACUGUGACCGCCAUGCUGUUGAGAGUGCCCUGCUCCACUUACAAAAGGAUGGGGCCUAUACCGUGCGCCCCAGCUCGGGACCUCAUGGCUCCCAGCCCUUCACCCUGGCAGUGCUUCUCCGAGGCCGGGUCUUCAACAUUCCCAUCCGGCGGCUGGAUGGCGGACGCCACUAUGCCCUGGGCCGGAAGGGCAGGAACCAUGAGGAGCUCUUCUCCUCCAUGGCCGCCAUGGUCCAGCACUUCACGAGGCACCCUCUGCCCCUUGUGGACAGACACAGCGGCAGCCGGGAACUCACCUGCCUGCUCUUCCCCACCAAGCCUUGAGGCCACAGCAAAGUACACACCGCCUUUGGCCCCAGUUUGCUUCUUGCCCCGCCCCACCUUGGGCUGUCUUCCUCUCUCCUUCCCCACCCCUCCUCGCCCUAGCCUUUCCCAGUGCCUGCAAGCAGCAUUAAUGGGGAAAGGCUGCCUGGAGGCCCAGGGAAGGGUCCUGGAGACCCCACCCCAUGCUCACCUAGAGCCUCCCAUUGCCCUCUCUGUUGCCUCUCCAAGGCUGACACCCUCUUCCUGGCCUCCAGGAAUGCAGGUGUCCACCCAGUUCACUAGGUCCUGGAUGAAGGAACUGCGGUGGCCUAGACCAGUCAGGGGACAGCACAGGCACUGC